AUAUUCCAAACCAUUCCAAAAAUGUACGUGACUAGGCCUCUUUCCAUGUACAAAAGAAAUCCUUCAGCUCUUUCGUUACCUCCUCCUGAAGGUCCAAAUUCUGGUAUAUUGAUAAUUCAAGAUGAAGAAGCCGAACCCACCUGUUGUUUUGGCUUGUUCACGAGCGAUCAAGUUGAAGACCUGCCUUUCCCUCAGAACAAGAAUCUAAAAGUUCGCUAUACCACAAGUGGAGGUGCUGCAGGCAGCACACACACAGUUACUUAUACUAACCGUGUUAUCUUCGUUCCUGUUCUUAAUCAGCCACUGUCUUCCAACCAAUACCAUGUAAUUGAGCGUCGCGGGAGGCAUAAAGGUAUCGUUGCAGCAUGCUGUUUCGGCUGCUGUAUCCCCGAUAUGGAACCAGAGCCUUUCGAUCCAAAGGACGCACGCCAGCAAUUUGAGAUUCGCAAGAGAGGCUGGGGUGGUUAUGUAGCUAAAUCGGUAGCUCCAGAUGGCUUCCCUCCAGGAUUCUUAAGGAGAAAAGGUUGGAGAGUGGUAACCUCAACUGAAAGUGAUUUUGAGUUGAAUGAAGCGCGAGGUCUUGAUAGAAAUCUCCGUGACCGCCUUCCAGAUUUCCAUUUCCCAUUAUCACAACGAAGCUCUGCGUCGGUUGUUGUAGGAAAGUGGUACUGUCCUUUCAUGUUUAUCAAAGAAGGAAAACUGAAGGAUCAGUUUAUUGCUUCUAGGUAUUAUGAGAUGACACUGGAGCAGAGAUGGGAACAAAUUUUUGCGUAUGAAAAUAGUCUUAGUGAAGGCAACUCUGUAAUUGUGGAUGCUGUUGUUCAAAGAGAAGUGAUUGCUGUUGCUGGUAGAGAAGUGGCGCCUGACGAAAGGAAUGUGGUUGACGGGAUCAUGUGGUUUAGGAGUUCUAGCAAUGUUGGAGGAGAAGCAAGUGUGGGCUUGAGUUUGGAAAUUGUGGAAAGAAUGAAGUGGGAGCAAGAGAGAGCUGGAUGGCCCGGUGGUAAUGAGAGUUAUGUUACGGUGAAGAGAGUGGAGGAGUUCGGAGGGAUUGGUGGCUGGAAGAAACUUGGAUGUUACGUGUUGGUUGAGAGAUUUGUAUUGAGGAGAAUGGACGGAAGCUUGGUGCUAACUCAUGACUUCAAGCACACUCAUCAAAUUAGGAGCAAAUGGGAAUGAUAUGAGUACUGUUUAUUCUAUUAUUUCUUUUCAGUAUUUCCAAUUUUGCAUGUUACAGUCUGUACUAUUUCAGCGAGAAAGAUGUGUAGGUGAGUGAAAGAGGAAUCAUACUUGUUUAAUUCCAGUUAUCAUCUCUUUUAUUUGAUU
Messenger RNA from Populus euphratica (Euphrates poplar), 1323 nucleotides. RefSeq lists its product as uncharacterized. Lineage: Eukaryota; Viridiplantae; Streptophyta; Magnoliopsida; Malpighiales; Salicaceae. The coding region runs from base 22 to 1176 and encodes 384 amino acids. The record is from RefSeq and is a predicted model, not a curated record. The transcript has 2 exons.